This is a messenger RNA of Helianthus annuus (common sunflower), 704 nucleotides long. Its product is annotated as miraculin-like. Gene Ontology annotation, molecular function: endopeptidase inhibitor activity. Bases 1 to 588 code for a protein of 195 amino acids. The transcript has a single exon. The record is from RefSeq and is a predicted model, not a curated record. Lineage: Eukaryota; Viridiplantae; Streptophyta; Magnoliopsida; Asterales; Asteraceae.
AUGAAAACAAUCAUCUUAUUCUCACUUGCACUCGUAUUCGCAGCCAAUGCAGCUCCCGCUCCUGCUCCAGUGCUCGAUGUUCAUGGAAAAUACCUCCGAACCGGGGCCAUAUACUACGUUAUGCCAGUGUUUUCGGACUAUGAACAUGGCGGACUUUUUCCAGUGAACUACACAUCUGCCGUUGCACAACGCCGAGACUACCAUCAAGGCCUACCGUUGACUUUCAGCCCGGUCAACCCCAAGAAAGGCGUGAUCCGUCUUUCCACAGAUGUUAACAUAAAGUUUUUAGAAACCACCGGAUGGGACAUCGAGUCAAACGUAUGGAAGGUGAAAUAUGAUAAAGCCUUGAAGCAAUAUGCUGUGAUGGUGGGGGGUGUUGAGGGAAACCCGGGACCAGAAACAGUGGAUAACUGGUUUAAGAUUGAGAAAACUAAUAACGGGUAUAAGUUCGUUUUUUGCCCGAGUGUUUGCAGCUACUGUAAGGUUAUGUGCAAGGAUGUUGGAACCGUUCUAGACAAAGAUGGUUGGCUACGUUUGGUACUAAGCGAUGAUCCUAUGUCUUUCCUCUUCUGGACUCUGGAUUACUAACUAGUUUCACCAAUCUUAUUUAUUCCAAACGCGCUCCAAUAAUUUAGUUAUGUAAUUCGCAACCUUAAUUUGUUUUAUGUAUGAAACAAUAUGCAAUAAAAGUUCUUGACAGUUGC